This is a messenger RNA of Dermacentor albipictus, 1705 nucleotides long. RefSeq lists its product as uncharacterized. Lineage: Eukaryota; Metazoa; Arthropoda; Arachnida; Ixodida; Ixodidae. Gene Ontology annotation, molecular function: zinc ion binding; nucleic acid binding. The record is from RefSeq and is a predicted model, not a curated record.
GCCACCGAGCGUGACGGACGUGUGCUUCAUGGGCUCCCAAGGAGCGGCUUUAGCGGCCCAGCCGGGUCGCGGUAUCAGGAGCACUGAAAUGCCUGCCCAGGAUUAUGAAAUGGUUGUUCCCCAUCUGCCAUCAGGUUCGAGUGUUUUGAACACAGUAUUUUUGCAUGGUGAUGUCACCGCCAGGCCAUAUCGCGUCGAGCAUUUUCGCGACGCCCUAGCGCGUCUGUCAUUGCUGCCGGAUGUGGUUGCCCUUGGGGCAUAUCAGAUGAACCACCUGUGGGCCGUUACUUUCAACAGCGAAGGAGCGAAGGCAAAGAUUCUGCAGGCCGAAGCUUUCAAUGUAAAAGACCACCGCUGCGUGGUUAUUGACCCGACCAACCGAGGUGUCAGGCUGAAGCUGUUUUGGCUGCUCCACGGUGUGCAAGACGACGACGUGCGAGUGGCAUUAGCAGCGUUCGGAAAAGUGACUGAAAUAACCCGCGAUAAAUGGAGGGUUAAAGGCUGCGUUGACAAGGCUUCAACAACACGGUCGGUUACACUGAAACUGAAGGUGGGUGUUACCAUCGAGGACUUGCCCCAUCAGUUGCGUGUUGGUGAGGACGUUGCUCUCGUCCAUGUUCCUGGCAGGGCUCCGCUCUGCCUUCGGUGCCGUGGAAAAGGACAUAUACGCCGUGAGUGUCGGGUGCCACGCUGCGGGCUAUGCCGGCGUUUCGGCCACGAUGAGAGCCAGUGCGUGCGUAGCUACGCUAAUGUUACGGGCCAGGCACGAAAUGAUGAAGUGGCCGAACACAUCAUGGAUGAAGCAGACGCGGUUGAAGCAACCCACGGAAGUGAGGGAGAUGAUGCCACCAAGGAGUCAACAUCCAAGGAAACCGCACCCGCACCCCUUGCAGAUACCAGCCAAGCCGGUAAGGACCAAACCCAGCCGGCCGUCGCAUCAAAGCCAGCGUUCCUUCCGGAAAAAGCGGAUAGCGUGACAGCUGUAAGCCUGGUUACGACUGGGCAGCAGGGCGACAACCAGGAAGACGCCGAUACCGAGAUGCCCGCCGCGUCAAGUGUAGCAGUGAAGCGGGCUCACGAGGAUUCGGAUAUUCAGGAACCGAGAUUGGUCGGUGAACGCGGCGAGGAGCCUCCGCCGAAGGCACCUUCAACGCGCCGCGGACCGUUCAAGCCCAAACCGAAAUUGCCACCGGAACGCAGUACUGCGUCUGCUCUCCCUCCGCCUUAGCGGAGGCUACCUUUGCCACAACGGUUGAAGCCCGGUCUUUGAUCGGGUCUGUGGACACGAUCACCGAAGUAUACGGACUGCAGGAGCAGAUUGAAGUGACAAGUCCAAAAAGAAAACCUUGGAGCCCUUGUUCAAAACUGUCCAGAAGUCCGAACACUGAAAGCUUGGCAAGGCCUUCAGCAAGUCCGUAAAGCUACCAACCAGAUUUUUGGCGUCCUCUUCUGCUUGGGUUUGCUGAGAAAGCAUUAUUGCUUUUUGCAAAUAUGUGGCUUCCAAGCGCGCUCUUUUGGCAGCCAGCGCUUCUCGAACGCACACUUGCGGACGCGAUAAAUAGGCAGGGCAAUUGGGAAACAAGCUCAGAACUGCAGUUUUCUUCAGACGGAUGUUUUUCAUGGCAACUUCGACCACUUUUCCUGUCUUGACGUCCGCGUAAGAUGUCGUCUUCAAGUAAUCCGAUGGCAAGAAAUGCUUUUCACA